Messenger RNA from Octodon degus (degu), 1035 nucleotides. Its product is annotated as olfactory receptor 2T2-like. The transcript has a single exon. NCBI's taxonomy places the organism in Eukaryota, Metazoa, Chordata, Mammalia, Rodentia, Octodontidae. The coding region runs from base 1 to 1035 and encodes 344 amino acids. Gene Ontology annotation, biological process: G protein-coupled receptor signaling pathway. Gene Ontology annotation, cellular component: membrane. Gene Ontology annotation, molecular function: olfactory receptor activity; G protein-coupled receptor activity. The record is from RefSeq and is a predicted model, not a curated record.
AUGGAGGCCACUCCCCAGAACACCACCGACUUCAUCCUCUUGGGCCUCAUUGUCCACCCGGCCCUGCCAGGGCUGAUCUUCGUGGUAGUCUUCUUCAUCUUCGUAGUGGCUGUUACCGCCAAUGUGGCCAUGGUUCUGCUCAUCCGUGCAGACUCCCGCCUCCACACACCCAUGUACUUCCUGCUCAGCCAGCUCUCUGUCAUAGACACUAUCUACAUCUGUGUCACUGUCCCCAAGAUGCUCCAGGACCUGCUGUCUGAGGGGAGGACCAUCUCCUUCCUGGGCUGUGCAUUCCAGAUCUUCUUCUACCUCACUCUGAUUGGAGCAGAGUUCUUCCUGCUGGGCUUCAUGGCCUAUGACCGCUAUGUGGCCGUGUGCAGUCCACUGCGCUACCCAGUGCUCAUGAGCCGCAGGGUCUGUGUGGGCAUGGUACUAGGCUCCUGGCUGGGGGGCUCUCUGGAUGGCUUUCUGCUGACACCCAUCACCAUGAGCUUCCCCUACUGUGCAUCCCGGGAGAUCAAUCAUUUCUUCUGUGAGAUCCCAGCCGUGUUGAGGCUGUCGUGCGUGGACACCUCACUGUACAAGAUGCUAAUGUAUGCAUGCUGCGUGUUGAUGCUGCUGGUCCCCAUCUCCAUCAUCGCAGUCUCCUACACGCGCAUCCUAGUCACUGUGCACCACCUGACCUCAGCCGAUGGCAGGCGUAAAGCCUGGACCACCUGCUCCUCGCACGUCCUGGUGGUGAGCAUUUUCUAUGGGGCAGCCUUCUACACCAAUGUGCUGCCCUACUCCUACCACACCCCCGAGAAGGACAAGGUGGUUUCUGCCUUCUACACCAUGCUCACGCCCAUGCUCAACCCGCUCAUCUACAGCCUGAGGAACAGGGAUGUGACCACAGCUCUGAGGAGAGUGCUCGGGAGGUGGGCCUCGCCCAGAGUCAGGGCCAGGGACAUGCCUAGGAAGAGCUGGUGGUUGACAGCAGCUGGGCUGAUGGAGGGGCCAGUGAUACGGUCCCCUCAGAGUGUGUGUUCUUGGUGA